Messenger RNA from Dromaius novaehollandiae (emu), 3343 nucleotides. RefSeq names its product membrane bound O-acyltransferase domain containing 1 (gene MBOAT1). Gene Ontology annotation, molecular function: acyltransferase activity. Bases 83 to 1567 code for a protein of 494 amino acids. The transcript has 13 exons. Lineage: Eukaryota; Metazoa; Chordata; Aves; Casuariiformes; Dromaiidae. Gene Ontology annotation, biological process: lipid modification. Gene Ontology annotation, cellular component: membrane. The record is from RefSeq and is a predicted model, not a curated record.
GGCCCCGCCCCCCUGCGGCGCGGCGGCGGCCGCGGGGGGGCGGUGCGCGCUCGCGCAGGUGGGCGCGUGGCGGGGAUGCAGCAUGGCAGAGCCGCGCGGCGACCCGCACCGCACCACGGGCUCCACCCUGCUGCACCCGCUGAGCGCCCUGCUGGGCAUCCCCCUGGACCAGAUCAAUUUUGUAGCCUGUCAACUGUUUGCCCUUUUGGCUGCUUUUUGGUUUCGUAUUUGCUUGGGUCCUGGUCAUGCCAGUUCUGCUGUUCGCCAUGCAUUUGCCACCCUCUUUGGAAUAUACUUUGCUGUCUUCUGCUUUGGGUGGUAUUCCAUACAUCUUUUUGUCCUGGUGAUGAUGAACUAUGGCAUUAUGAACAUAGCGAGUAUUCCAAACAUCCACAGGUACUCCUUUGUCGUAGCUAUGGGAUACCUCACGUUGUGCCACAUAAGCCGAAUAUACAUAUUUCAUUAUGGUAUUCUUACUACAGAUUUUUCUGGUCCGCUGAUGAUAAUUACGCAGAAGAUCACAACACUUGCAUGCCAGCUCCACGAUGGGAUAGGGCGACAAGCUGAGGAACUCACUGCUGAGCAAAAUCGGCUUGCUGUAAAGACCAGACCUUCUUUACUGGAGUACUUAAGCUAUCUCCUCAACUUUAUGAGCAUCAUAGCCGGGCCUUGCAGCAAUUACAAGGAUUAUAUAGCCUUCAUUGAAGGGAGGCACGUGCACAUGAAACUCUUAGAAGUGAACUGGAAGCAGAAGGGUUACGACAGACUUCCUGAUCCUUCUCCAACUGGAGCAGUGAUGUACAAGCUGUGUAUCACACUUGUAUCUCUCGUUUUGUUCUUGACACUUACCAAGAACUUUCCUGUGACAUAUAUUAUUGAUAAUGAAUUUCUUGAGAAAACAUCCUUCUUGUCAAGACUUGGUUACCUGUAUGUUGUUACACAGGCAGCAAAGCCAAAGUAUUACUUCGCAUGGAUGUUAGCAGAUGCAGUCAACAAUGCAGCUGGUUACGGAUUCAGUGGAGUGGAUGAGAGAGGCGUUUUCCGUUGGGACCUGUUAUCCAAUUUAAAUAUCUGGAACAUUGAGACCGCGACAAGUUUUAAAAUGUACAUUGAAAACUGGAACAUUCAGACAGCUGCCUGGCUAAAACGAGUUUGCUAUGACAGAGCUCCCUGGUACCCUACAGCUUUAACAUUUAUCCUGUCGGCCCUGUGGCAUGGUAUCUAUCCUGGAUAUUAUUUUACGUUCCUCACUGGAAUCCUUAUCACGCUCGCAGCCAGAGCAGUAAGAAACAAUUGCAGACAUUACUUCCUCGCAUCAGUGCCUCUCAAGGUAGCCUAUGAUGUUGUUACCUGGGCUGUCACUCAGCUGGCUGUCUGCUAUACUGUUGCACCUUUUGUUAUGCUGGCUGUUGAGCCCACAAUUAAGUUUUACAAGUCUAUGUAUUUUCACAUGCACAUCCUAAGCAUCCUGGUGUUGCUAGUGUUACCAGUCAGACCUCAAGCUCACUCCGUAAGAAGGCCUCAGAAUCAGGUCAUGCAGAACUCCGUUAAAAACAAAGACAAAUGACAUCUCCAAAGAAAACCGUUGACGUUGGGAUGAGAACUGUCAUAUUGGAAACAAACAAAGAAGAAGAAAAAAGGGAGGGGGGAGGGACAAGCUGCAAAGACAAAUGGCAUUACUAUUGCUCAUCUUAAAACCCUACUGGACAGGGCAGAAAAGAGCCAGAAAGACUGUGUUUCAGAUAAAUCCAGGUAAGAGUUUUACGGGCAACUUUUACAGGCUCUAGGGGCAUUUUGAUUUUUUUUUUUAAUAAAUAUUUUUAUGAAGUGUUUUUAUAUAUUUAAACUUUUUCACACAGAGAGGUGUUUUUGCUCUUUUACAGAAACAUACCAUUAUUAAACAAUAAUAUUGUGAUUAAAGGGCCAGGAAGUACCUAGUAAAGAGUUAGAUCAGCUGCUUAGUAGCCUGGUGCUCAGGGCAGCUGGUGAGACAGCUUUUCAUAUCUUGGCAAAGAAGAGAGAUGGUGCACAUAGAGAACCACAGAAAUGGAAGUGCUCAAUGUGCUGGUGCUGACUUCUGCUCCAGCAGGGAGAAGAGGGAGCUGGGCAUUCCCCAGCAAUCCCCAGCGCAGGGACUCCAGCCUGAGCUCGGCAGCAAGGAUAUUUCACCUCCCUCAAUGUGACAUCUGCUGGUAUGAGGGCAAGACGAGUCCCUUGGGAAUUGGUGUCUGGGAACACUGUCAACUGGCUAGGCCAAAACCUAAAGCCAAGGAAAAGCAACACAAAAGGGAGAAACCCAGAGUAGUAAAAAUAAAGCAAUACCCUGUGAUCUGUAGGAUCAGGCUUCUCUGUUAAUGCAGCUGCUGCUCGUUGCUCCUUCAGCCUUACUUUGCACUUUCAGAGCGAUGUAGCAUUUCCAUGUUGUGAUUGAACUAACAGAAGCCAUGCAGGUUUAGAUUGUUAAAACUCACAGUUGUGGGUUAAAUCUGAAAAAGGUUAGUAAUAGGUCAGCCUGUUCUACACGAAAAGUUUAGCAAUAGAUCAGACUGUUCUGCACAGAAGCAUCCUGUCUUGUGGGGGAGUUUCUUUCCAGACAUCUAACACUAAAAUGAAAAUGGAACAAUAAUUAUUAUAGUCAUAAUAAAUAAUUCUGUACGAAACAAGGAGUAUUACAUGAUGUGAUCAUGACAAGAGUCAACACCAAGUCCUUAUAUGAUCUUGACAAGCCACUUAACUUUUUGGUGUGAGUUUCUCUGCUUGUAAAAUCCAAAGCUUACAGGGAUGUUGUAAGGUUUAAUUUCUAAGGGCUUAUAGUGCUUUGAAAUAACUUGCUGCAAAAUGCUGUGUCAGUUUUUUAUUUAUUUUUUAAAUCCACUUAACCCUGCAAAAUAGACUAAUAAGACACUUCAGAAGAACUAAAAUAUUAAAAAAAAAAAAAAAAGAGAGAGAAAGAAAAGCUUUACUGUUUUCCAGGAGUGGUUUUCUCAGGAUUUUUAGAAGCAAUUCCCUUGUAAAGUAUUGGUAUUCUUUUUUCUUUUUUCUUUUUUUUUUGGGGGGGGGGGGGAGAUGUCACUGAAAUGAAGUGUGAGUGAGCAAAGAAUCUGCUGUUUAUUGCAUUCUGAUUUUUGUGUUGGAUUAAAAUUUUGCAGAAUCCUUAUGUUGGGAAGGAAACAACUCAGUGAAACCAAAACAAGUUUUAAAAAUGUUUGAUUUUCUUAUUUUCUGGUGGAAAGAUUUUGUCCUGUGACCACCUCAUGAUUCAGAGCAUAUUUCAUGGAAGAGUUUAUUUGGUAAUUUAUUUUGAAGGCGAGAUGGUAUUAAAAGAUGGAUCUGAAUAAACAAA